AUGGUUCCUCGAGCCCUCGUGGUCGCUGGCAGGCCUCCACCACUUCUAUCGGUUCAUGAAUCGGUGAUGGUGGACGGUGGAACCGGGGGGAUUGCAGUUAAGGGACCAGAAUCAGAACAAAUCGUAAUUCGAAGCGAGAGAGAACGGUCGCCAACGAGACUGAAGAGAAGUCAUCACAAAGUGCGAACUGGAUGCGUCACUUGCAGGCGUCGAAGAGUCAAAUGUGACGAGACUCACCCUAAAUGUCGACGCUGUGCCAAAGCUGGCCGAGUCUGCGAAGGCUACACACAAGCCAAAGCAUGGCUGUUCGAACCUUCAUCUAACACCUCGCCUCCAGAUCUGGAGCUCGCGCCCAACAAAGCAUAUCCUGUCCAACUUUUCGAAGAAUCCGAUCUGAACCGACCAACGCAAUAUUUCCUUGAAUGCACCGCUCCUCGAAUUGCCUUUUAUUUCGCGGAAAUGAUGGAUUCGUUUGUUGACAACAAGGCAAUGGUGGCACAUUCGUCCGCACAGGCGUGGGAAUUUUGGAAUAGAUUGGUCAUACAAGCGAGCGAAACCCAGCCCUGUGUUCGUUACAGCUUAGCCGCCAUCAGUAGCCUGCACGAAUGGAUAGAACUCACCAAACGGACGCCGUGGCAAAACUAUACCUUUACUCUCCACUAUACCAAAGCUAUCACCAAGAUUAACCAAUGUCAUGGCAACCUCCCCGUCGAGAUCAUCCUCAUAUCCUGUCUUCUAUUCGCUCACUGCGAUUUCUUGAUGGGUGCCUCUGCAGCAGGUUUCGCUCAUCUCAAGUCGGGCUAUCGAAUCAUAUCCGAAAACCGGAAACGGUGCGUACAGUUGGCUCCAGAAAUCUCUGAAUUAAUAGAGCCCAUAAUCCAAGGCUUCGUUGCAAAAUCAGAAAACUACAAGCUGAGGGAGGAGACAGGUCCAAGGGCUAAUUUAUCUCGAGAAACAACUUAUGUCUUACCAGAGAUGCCUGAAAUAUUCGAGGACUUGACUCAAGCGAACAGGUCACUCCAGCAGGCAAUGUACUGGGUGCUUCUGCUCGAGUUGGGCCAACCAAAUCACCUGUCGACAAUGACUCCUGGAGUGCGAAAGUAUGUGACAGACUGGGCCACUGCGUUUGGUCGUUGGAAAGCGAGACUCGAAUGGGACGACCCCCUUCUUAAAGAUUGGCAGCUGCUCCUCCUAGCCCAUCACCGCAUGGCGUUGCUCAUUCUAAGAACACUCCCACCUGAAAAUGACCAAAGUUAUGGUCGGGCGGCCGCAGAUUUUCGAAUCAUGUAUGCACAGCUUCGAACCUUCUUACGUAGUGGAUAUAUCGACGCGGAUGAGAAAGAGAAUAGUCAUUUGGUCCUGAAAGUUCAUCUGGGGUUCAUUGCUCCGCUUUUCUUCAUUGCGACUCAAUGUCGAGUGCGCGACAUACGGCGAAAUGCUCUCGAGGCUUUACAGAAUCUCAACGUUGUCGAAGGUCACUGGAAUAGCUGUGUAGCAUACGCAAUCGCUAAGACCGCCGUCGAAGUCGAGGAACAAUACAACGAGACAAGCCCAAUGAAGUCUACUCGGAUCAAAAUUGAAAGUGUCGAUCGGUGGAGAGACGGAACCAUGACUAUGAAAUAUCACAAAGUGCCCGGAAAUGGAUCGGCUGACAGCAUUGCAACGAAGAAUAUUACGGAAGCCGCCUGUCAUCACGAUGCAAACAUGCAAUGGUACAGCUUCAUGGAUUUCAAGCAUCAGUCAAGCCACGAAGAUUAA
Molecule: messenger RNA, 1758 nt
Organism: Rhinocladiella mackenziei CBS 650.93
Lineage: Eukaryota; Fungi; Ascomycota; Eurotiomycetes; Chaetothyriales; Herpotrichiellaceae
Exons: 4
Coding region: 1-1758 (585 amino acids)
Biological process (GO): regulation of DNA-templated transcription
Molecular function (GO): zinc ion binding; DNA-binding transcription factor activity, RNA polymerase II-specific
Source: RefSeq, a predicted model, not a curated record